AUGAGUGAAUUAGCAUCUCGAUUAAAACUAAUUCUUCAACGUAUCAAUGAAAUAUCAUCUUCUACGAAUUCACUUGUUCGUUUAAUAGCAAUAUCGAAAACAAAACCUGUUGAAGAUAUUAUUGAACUAUAUCAUGCUGGUCAACGUUAUUUUGGUGAAAAUUAUGUUGAAGAAUUAGAAACGAAAUCUAAUCAUAAAUUAAUUCGUAGUGAAUGUCCAGAUAUUCGUUGGCAUUAUGUUGGUCAUUUACAACGUAAAAAAGUUCCUCGAAUUAUAACACGUGUACCAAAUCUUGAUUGUAUUCAAACUGUUGAUUCAAUUGAUUUAGCUAAUCGUUUAAAUUUAAUUCUUAAAAAACAAUCACAAAAAUUAAAUAUUCUUAUACAAAUUAAUACAAGUAAUGAAAAACAAAAAUAUGGAAUUGAACCAAAACAAUUUCUAUCUUUAUAUGAAUAUAUACGAAAUAAUUGUCCAUUAUUAAUUUGUCAAGGUCUAAUGACAAUUGGUUCAUUAAAUAAUGUACAAUCAGAGAAUGAUCAAGAUUUUCAAGUUUUAACUGUAUGUCGAAAAGAUUUAUGUGAAAAGUAUAACUAUAAACUGAAUGAAAUCGAACUUUCAAUGGGUAUGUCACAUGAUUAUGAACGUGCUAUUCAAGCAGGUAGUACGAUGGUUCGUGUGGGUAGUUCAAUAUUUGGAGCUCGUUGA
This is a messenger RNA of Adineta steineri, 705 nucleotides long. Lineage: Eukaryota; Metazoa; Rotifera; Eurotatoria; Adinetida; Adinetidae. The record is from the annotation of a GenBank genome assembly.